GGGACAUCACAGCCACAGACUGCUGUUAGAUGAAGACAAGUAGCUUUCAGCAAGGCAGUCACCCAGCUCAGUCACAGCGAAGCCCUUGACUGCAGACAGCUCUGUAGGAACACUGGAAGUGGUUCUGGUUGGAUCCUGAUUAUCCACAACAUGCGGACCCCAUCACCGAUGAUCAUCGGGAUUAUCAGUGCUCCUGUUGGGCUGGUCCUGGUGUUUGUGGCUGUGUUAACCCCACAGUGGCGCCAGGGGUCUAUUAACCUGGGGAAAAACAUAGCCAUGAAGUCUGAUGGUCUGUGGGAAUCAUGCCUAGAACUGCAGGACACUAAACAGUGCUGGCCAGUGACCACAGUGUAUCAGAGGGAUGAAAUUGUGCAGUGGUCCAGGGCCCUCAUGCUGAGCUCCCUCCUGGUGUGUGGAAUGGGAAUCAUCGUGGCCAGUGUUGGGAUACGUUGCUGGAUGGACUUCCCCCUUCGUAAUGUAGCUGGAGCUAGUGGAGUUGUCAUUAUCUUGGCUGGAUCUUUGUGUAUCACCCCACUAACUCUCUACAUGACUUUCAUGCAGGAAAUCAGCCCUGACACCCACACCCGCUACCAAAGUGGGAGCUCCCUAUACUUUGGCUGGGCUGGAAGCUGCAUUGAGAUCUUUGGAGGAAUAGCCCUCGCUCUGAGCUUCACCUGCCCAACAUUUGAGAGAUGUAGAGAGUCAGGACAAAACGCCAAAAGACCCUAUGAGGUUGAUUACUAGAUCAAAUCAUUGGGCACCAGCUUGCCUUGUUCAUUUCUAAUAUGCUACUAUAGAUUAAGGCAUGUAUUAAAUGUUAAAUCCCAACUGUGUGUGGCAUUAUCAUUAAACUAAGAGCAUUAG
Molecule: messenger RNA, 864 nt
Organism: Rhincodon typus (whale shark)
Lineage: Eukaryota; Metazoa; Chordata; Chondrichthyes; Orectolobiformes; Rhincodontidae
Gene: cldn23l
Product: claudin 23-like
Exons: 2
Coding region: 151-744 (197 amino acids)
Biological process (GO): cell adhesion; bicellular tight junction assembly
Cellular component (GO): plasma membrane; bicellular tight junction
Molecular function (GO): structural molecule activity
Source: RefSeq, a predicted model, not a curated record